Messenger RNA from Wasmannia auropunctata (little fire ant), 2170 nucleotides. RefSeq lists its product as uncharacterized. The coding region runs from base 417 to 1355 and encodes 312 amino acids. The transcript is spliced from 4 exons. The record is from RefSeq and is a predicted model, not a curated record. Lineage: Eukaryota; Metazoa; Arthropoda; Insecta; Hymenoptera; Formicidae.
UCGCUGCGUAUCGUGCGCAUGUGCCGUCAGCUGAUCAGUAGCCAUUUGUGAUUGUCAGUCUUUAUGAUUAUCAACAUGGCGUAAUCUUUUAUUAUAUUAGCAAUAUUGCGUUUAUUCGUUGCUAUUUCCGUCGAAAGUAGUAGCAGAUUAUAAUUAUGCAGAUUAUCAUUAAACUCUCAUCUAUAAACAUCAACAGCCAAAUUAGUCAAACGGUAACGAAACUCUAAAAACCGAACUGCUGCUACUAAUUUUUCGUAUUAUACAACUGUACAAACAAUAGCACGUAUACCCAAUAUGCAAGGGUAAUAUGGAUAACAAAGCAUCAUUUGGCAUGUCAUUUUGUGCAAUCGUAUAUUAUUAAUUAACAUAAAGAGAAUUUAAGCUUGUUAUUGGAUUUACACAAAAUUUGUACGAGGAUGGACACUUCGAGGCAGCAGGACAGAUCUCUCGGUAGUGGAAUUUCAUUGCCGCAAUGGAUGAAGGGGAGAAUGGAUAACAGAUUUGAUUUUGACGAAGCCGCAUUCAGUCCACCAUCUUAUGACGAUAGUUUCUUUUAUGCAAGAUAUCCAAGAUCGCAAAAUACUCAACCGCAACACGGAUUGAAGCACAUCGUAACUGAGGUUUUAAAUGAAAACAUUGCGAGCUCCACAAAUCAGAUAACAAAUGAAAAAUCCAUUUCUGACUUGAAGGAAGUCAAGCAGAUUGAUUUCAGCAAACAUCCGUUACCAUGUCAACCAUUUAUACCGGUCGCAAAUAACAUAGCUGGUGAGGUCAAGAUACACAGAGCUUCGGCGAUCGGAAAUGUGAAACCCAAGUCACAGGGGACGGAUGACGGUUUUCAUGGUGAACCGGCUCUUUGCGGCAAAUCGAUCGUUCAUGUAGCUAGUCAAAUGAUGUCUGGUAAAUUCACCAAGGUAUUCACGCCGGAUUCGCGUUCUCAGCAGAUGGAGAGUUCAAUGAAGAGCGUCAGCAAGUCGUUGCCAGCGACACCGCUGACAUCACCGACAGGCACUCCAGACAGUUCCCCGAAGGCACGCAGGAAGAUUCACAAUCGAUACUUCACGGGUGCGUUUGUACCGGAUAGAGAAAAGUAUCAGGGUAAUUGGAUUUUGGGCAGCAUAUUGGGUCAAUCCAGAGAGGUUAUUACAGCAAAGAUAGACGAGGAGGACGAGUUGUUUCCGGAUAUGGAGCCAUGCAAGCCGCUCAAUCGCAAAAAGUCGAUAUCUUCGCAAAAUCUUACGUAUAUCGGGAAAGAAGAAAAAUCGGCGGAUAAGACGUCCGUUUACGUAAAUGUACUCGAAGCUAAACCGUCUGAAUUAAGAGAGAUGAAUUUUUGGUCUCCGACUUCCAUGUGAAGUUUUACACUUCGUUUAAUUUUAACUUGCAUAGUUAUUAAUGAUGCUUCUACCAAAGCAUAUUUAGAUGAAUUUAGUUUGAUUCCUGGUUAUUAAUGCACAUAGCUGUAAAUUUAGCUCAUCAUACUACUAAUUUGACAACAUUUCGUACGAGAUUGAUGCAUAAUCGUAUAUUUUAAUUGGAUUCUUUUACAAUUUUAUAAUCUUUAAAAAGACGAGCCAGCAGUAUUUGACUAUUCAAAACACGACAGAAUUGCGUUGUAACUAUAUUUAAAAUAUGUUAUUGCUUUUUUUUUUAUCAGUUAUUUUUUUCCAUUAUUAAAAAAUGAGUUAUAUAUAUGUUUAAAAAAAAAAUUUACUCUAUAUUAUAUUUGUAUUAUAUAAGUAUUUACGUAGUUGUGUUAUCCGUGCCUUCACUGUCAAGAAUGCUUUGAGAGUUGAAGAUGCGAUACGGUCUGUUAAUUAACUAUCUUACCUAUUUACAAAUAAUCGCUAUCUUAUAUUGUAAUUACUUAUUCUCCGUGCGCGUUGCAAACUGUGGCAUAAUUGAGACAUAUUGAAAGUAUUAAAUCUUACGAGGUCAAGAGCAUUUGAACAUCCAAUGCCGUGUAUUGUAAAAUGUGAUAAAAUGAAUGUAGCAAAUGUAUGCUAUGAGAAAUCUAAAUUAUACACAACCAUUAUAAAUUCUACUAUUGAAAAUUUGCACGAGGAGUAAAAGAUAAAUUUUUAUCAAGCACACAGAUGAGUUAUAUACAAAUAUAAACAACCUAUGUGAACAGUCUUAUGCCAAUAAAAUUAUGAAAUAACAUUUUAUA